Pteronotus mesoamericanus is the source of this 696-nucleotide messenger RNA. RefSeq names its product keratin-associated protein 10-8-like. NCBI's taxonomy places the organism in Eukaryota, Metazoa, Chordata, Mammalia, Chiroptera, Mormoopidae. Gene Ontology annotation, cellular component: keratin filament. The record is from RefSeq and is a predicted model, not a curated record.
AUGGCCGCCUCCACCCGGUCCGUCCGCUCCAGCAACCUGAGCUACGGCAGCCGCGUCUGCCUGCCCGGUUCCAGUGACUCUUGCACCGACGCCCCCUGGCAGGUGGACGACUGUCCAGAGAGCUGCUGUGAGCCCUCCUGCUGCGCCCCCAGCUGCUGCCCCUCCACCUGCUGCACACCCCUCUGCUGUAAGCCUGUCUGCUGCACAUCUGUCUGCUGCAGGCCCGCGUGCUGCACACCCGUCUGCUGCAGGCCCGCGUGCUGCACGCCCGUCUGCUGCAGGCCCGCAUGCUGCACACCCAUCUGCUGCAGACCCGUGUGCUGCAGGCCCAUAUGCUGCACACCUGUCUGCUGCAGGCCCGUGUGCUGCACGCCCGUGUGCUGCAGGCCCAUAUGCUGCACGCCCAUCUGCUGCAGGCCCGCAUGCUGUGUGCCCGUCUGCUCUGGGGCCGCCUCCUCAUGCUGCCUACCCACCCCCUGCCCCUCGGCCUGCUGCGGGCCCUCCUCCUGCGUGUCCCUCAUCUGCCGCCCCGUGUGCAGACCCGCCUGCUGCGUGCCCGUCUCCUCCUGCUGUGGCCCCUCCUGCUGCCAGCCCAGCUGCUGCCGCCCGGCCUCCUGCGUGUCCCUCAUCUGCCGCCCAACCUGCUCCCGCCCGGCCUGCUGCAUCCCAGCCUCGGCCCAGACAUCCUGCUGCUGA